GUGUCUCUGCCUCUCUGCCACUGUCUGUGUCUAUAAAAGUGUUUCCACUGAAAAGCUUGAGCAUUACACAAGAGUGAAGCUCUCAAGAGCCAGACUGCUACAAACAAAAACCAGGUUUGUUUCAGAAAUCCGAGAUAAGUUCAGAAGGGAGCACUUCAAAACACCUGUUUCUGAUGUGAAAAUUGAUUUAAGUAAAACAGCUUAUUCUAAUAUUAAUUUUAUGAAGAUGAAGGAGAAGAGAAUUAGAAUAAGCUGAUGAUGAUGAUAGAAGGAAGAAGCAGCAAAAGAUAGAGAUGAUGAAGAAAAAGGAGGUAGUGGUGCAGAAGAAAUGCAGGGGAAGAAACAGCAGCAGCAAAAGAAGAGGAAGAAGAAGAGCAGAGGAAGAGUAAAAGCAUCAGCAGAGGAAGAAGCAACAGCAACUGAAGCAGCAACAGAUGAUGCAGCAGAGGACAAGGAAGAAGAAGAGCAGAGAAAGCAAAGCAUCAGCAGAGGAAGACGAAGUAGAGGAAAAAGCAGCAGCAGCAGCAAAGGAAGAAGCAAUAGACGGAGAAACAGCAGCAGAGGAAGAAUCAGCAGCAGCAGCAGCAGCAGCAGCAGCAAAAGAACAGGAAGAAGAAGAGCAGAGGAACAGUAAAAGCAGUAGCAGAGGAAGAGCAGAUGAACAGUAAAAGCAGUAGCAGAGGAAGAUGAAGUAGAAAAUAAAAAUAAAAACCUGCACAGGAAAAAGAAGCAGCAAAGGAAGAAGCAAUAGAUGGAGAAGCAGCAGCAGAG
Molecule: messenger RNA, 771 nt
Organism: Sinocyclocheilus anshuiensis
Lineage: Eukaryota; Metazoa; Chordata; Actinopteri; Cypriniformes; Cyprinidae
Product: NF-kappa-B-activating protein-like
Exons: 2
Coding region: 329-634 (101 amino acids)
Source: RefSeq, a predicted model, not a curated record